AUGGACACUAACUUGCUACUUUUAGCAGAUGUCGCAGAGCUCAAAAAAGACUACCUUUUCUCGAGUGCAGUGGUAGGACUGGCCGUGGUAAUAGCUGAAUUUUAGAAAAACUAAAAAGGUUUUUUUUUUAGGAAGAACGGUCUCUUUUCGCAACAGACGACCACACGUACUUUCGGAACGAAUGGCACGUCGUCGACGCCAACCACGAUUAUUUUCAUCGUCUGGAGCCCGAGGAGGUCUCCGUCGACGUCGAGCACUCGUACGCCGUCCCGCAUCCUGCUCCAAAGGUCAAUCUUAGAUAUGCACAGCAAAGUAGAUUAGUCAAACAUUUCCUGUUAGGUGUUUCUAGUUAAGAGUAAUCGAAAACUAUAUUUGUUCACUGAGAGCCACAGAUUAUCAAUAAAAAGACUAACUAGAGAACGUUUUUUACCCGAGGUUGAACUUUUGCUGAAGUGUACUUUAGGACCUCCUGUUUCCAGAACAAGAAGAAAACAUCCGAAAUAGCGCUUUUUUUUGGCCUAAUUUGCUUAUUUUGUGCACUUUGAAGCUCCAUAACUCGAAAACAAGAUCUAUUGCGAGAAUUUUUUUUCUUGUUCUGGAAUCAGGAGAUCCUAAAGUACACUUCAGCAAAAGUUCCACCGGGGGUAAAAAACGUUCCCUGGUAAGAGGAGAUAUAUAGAUACAGCAGUCGAAAGGGAAAUUUUUAUUUCGCGUUUUUAGACUCUAAACGAUGAUCUAAUCGAGCUCGAAGAGAAUUACAUAGUGAGUUUGAUACAUUCAUCAUUUAAACAAUUUUCUUUCUGUUAGCAACAACCGUCUAUGGUCUGCCAGUGGGGAGAUUGCACUGCGAUCGCUUCUACUAGUGCAGAACUUCAUGACCACAUAGGUUGCUUCCGAAAUUCCUAUUCAAUCAGGUGACUUUUUACAGAAGGCCAUGUUGACGGAUCACAACGACAAUGUCUUUGGUACAAUUGCAGCAAGAAGUGUAAAGAAUACUCACAUAGGUAUAGUCGAUCCAUUCUAACUUGAACGCUUGAAACCACGUGGAAUGGCUCGACGGACAACGACCCCAAAGAAAAUUUUUUGCGAAGCUUCGAGCCAAUCCAUGGCUUCUAAGUUUUAGUGAAUAGAGUGUGGAUCAAAUUUUCUUUCAGGUAUCUUUUGAUGCGCCACAUCAGAAAUCAUUCGGGACACACGCCUUUUGUCUGCUCCCACUGUUCCAACUCUUUCAAAACUAAAGAAAGGUUAGAUUCUCUCUCUUUUAAUUUUAUGCUCCUCGAUUCUCGCAGGAUGUACCUGCAUGUGCGCGCAAUACACGAAUGUGAAGUGAAGUACCGCUGCCAAGUCUGCAACGCGUUUUUCAAAACGACUUCCGACCGAAGCCACCACAUCCGCAGAAUCCACAAAAGUAAUUCGUUAAUCGAAGUUUAGACAAUAUUUCAUGUUCAGAGAAACGUUUCCCCUGCAUUCAUUGCAAUGACUCAUUCGCAGGACCUGAAGUUUUGCGAAGACAUCUCUUCAAAUGCUUGCCUGUUUUAAAUAAUUAAUAAAUACAUAUGACUUCACUCGUGUUCUUCUACAAUUUCAAUUACAGCGUUUUCAAACGCUAUUAUAUUUACUACUAAGAAAAAGACUUGAAUGAACUAUAAUUCAAUGAUUGCACCAGAUGGCCAGUAACCUGAAGCUGAAUCCACUGAUUGCAAAAGAAACGUCAAACGGUCAGAUACAAUGCCUCGUCUGCACAAUGCAGGUAUUAUUCCCCUAUCAAGAACGUCGCUGUAAUUAUAUUUAGGUCAAAACAAAAAUUUGGACUGCCCAUGUAAACGGGAAGAAACAUAGAGAAAACGUGGAAAAACUGAAGUCUUCCGUGGGACCCAAACGCCAGAAUGUUCCGACCAGCGCAGCGCAACCACCUAAGAAAAAAUUAAAGGGUGCAGUUCCGCUUCUUUUUUUUAUUUUGAAAAGAAGACAUGUUUAAAAAUAUUUUUAAGCACUUUAUCAUGUGUAUAGGAUGGUUUUUUUGUCCAGAAGAUUCAAUGGCCGUGACGACGAAUGAAGACAAUUCUUUCGAGGGACCAGUGCCAAACGACUUUUUCGACGAAGAGCCUCUGAAGUAAUUCUUCUGAUUCUUUUUUCUUUCGAAGUGAACGAAUUUAAAGCAUCACGACGCCUUGGCAAAAAUCACGACAAGACGAAAAGCACGGAUCAACAAGCAGCACAGUGGACAAUCUUCCACAUGGAUUCUUCGAUGAUAAGAAAAUAGACGGCCGUAUGAAAGAAACUAAAGAAUUGAAUGCAAAGUUGGAUGCCGAAUACGAUAGGUGGAAACAAGAGAUCAGUGAAGAACAGAUCGAAGAGGAUUCAAAAGUUUGAAGGCUUUUUUGAAUUUCUGUACUCUCAUUUUCAGAAAGAGCAAGAAGAAUCGUCUCAUGCAAGGCAAUUGGAGCUUGAACGAAUAGAUGAACAAAUGGCGGCUUUGAAAAGACUCAACGAGUUAGAAAUUCAAAAAGAGAAACGAGUCGCAGCGGUGAGCCAAGAAAUUAAAUUCAGAAAAUAAUAAUGAUAUCAGGCUCUGGAGCGCAGAAAACAGCAAAUGAACGAAGAGAUGGAAGAAGAGGAUGUCGGCGGAGUUGAUUACGAUUUCGAAGUAAAUUGGCGCUCCAAGGGAAUUUUCUGA
Caenorhabditis auriculariae is the source of this 2677-nucleotide messenger RNA. The record is from the annotation of a GenBank genome assembly. NCBI's taxonomy places the organism in Eukaryota, Metazoa, Nematoda, Chromadorea, Rhabditida, Rhabditidae.